Heteronotia binoei (common prickly gecko) is the source of this 1406-nucleotide messenger RNA. RefSeq names its product epithelial stromal interaction 1 (gene EPSTI1). NCBI's taxonomy places the organism in Eukaryota, Metazoa, Chordata, Lepidosauria, Squamata, Gekkonidae. The transcript has 11 exons. The record is from RefSeq and is a predicted model, not a curated record. Bases 202 to 1083 code for a protein of 293 amino acids.
GGGAGGGAGCGGCAGCUCCUCCUCGCCGCGAGUUCUAAGGGCAUCAGGGCCCUCCGGGGGUCAUCUAGCCCAACCCCAGCCCUGCCCAGGCAAAGGAGGAGGCGGGGCAGCCGCGGCGGCAGCUGAGGAGGAAUCGAAAGCGGGGCCGGGCGAGGCGAGCUCCUUCCCGUCGAGCCAGCUGGUGCCGCUUCCUGGGGCGCGAUGAGGCGAGCCGGAGCGCGGGGAGCCCAGGAGGAGGAGCAGGGGCGCGCCCUUGCCGGCGGAGCUGCGGAGCCUCCCGGGCGGGAGGAGCAGGAGGCCCCGGGUGCUUACGUUGUGAUACCGCCCAAUACUGCAAGAAGGAAUCAGUUACAGAGAAUUGCUAAUAAAGAACUGGAAGAACUCCAAAAGUGGAAGGAUCUGCACAGACCGGGACCAAUCAGUUUGACCCCCCAGAAGCUGGGUGGGAGAGCGUCUGAGACUGAAGUGAGGCGAAAACAGCAACUGGAGCACAGCCAAUCUAAAUACCAGCAAAAGUUGAAAAGAGAAGAAUAUGGGAGGAUCAGGAGAGAGGCUGAAGAAGCAGAGCUGUUAAGGAAGAAAGCAAUUCAAAGAGAGAAAGCCAAUAAACUUGAAGAAAAACAAAGGCAAGAACAGUGGCAAAGAAGGCAGAUGUUCCAUGAGGACAACUACAUGAAACCCACUGAGCUCUUGAAUAAACUGGCUUUUGGCCCAUCUCAGAGAACCUCUUGUACAGCAGAAAGCCAUGGUCUGGAAUCUACACCCUGGGCCAGAAGCCGGGCAUAUAAGCAACUCCAGAGACAAGAAGACGACAGAAGAUUGCAGGAGAUGAAGGAGGAGCAGCGGAGGAAGGCAGAAAUGUUGGAACUUAAACAAAGGCAGGAAGAAAGAACAAGAGUAAAAGCCCAUCAGCGUGAUCAGCAGAGGGUGAAUAAUGCAUUUCUGGACCGGCUGCAACACAGUCAUCAACCUGGUGGAACGUGCCUGUCCAGAAGCCUGGGGUAUAUGGAUUUUAGUAGCGACGACUGGGAUUCUUCACGCAGCUCUUUUAUCUGGAUUCAGAGAAGGAAACUUGAAGAAUGACUCCGGGAGCGAUUUUCUGUCUCUGCCUAUUUCCGCUUUGUUCAGAUACUCUGCCUGACCGCCUCUCGCUUCUCUCUUACUCAUCAGCGUUCUAAGCUAUUGAUUUGGUUCUGUAACUCUGAAGGGAUUUCAGAUCAGUUCUCCUCUGGUCUGGUCUUUAUUGCUUACACACUCUGACUAGGAAAAAGCGGGAGAGCUUUUUCCGUAUACCUACUUGUUUUUAACUUAUUGAUUGCUUCUUUGUAUCUGCUUUGAAUCUUUUUUUUUUUUUUUAAAGAUGACAAGAAUUACAAAAUGCUAAAUAAAAGCUCAAAUCCUCUCUG